AUGACGACCAAAAUAGAUCAAAAAGCGUACCUUCAGAGAUAUUUGAAUGGUCCUUCGGAUAAGAAAAAGAAGAAGAAGAAAGUUGUUAAAGGAAAAGGAUUUAAAAUCAUAGAUGAUGACAUUGAUCUGUCAAAAUUACAGGAGCUACAGGGUGAUGAAUUAGAUAUUUUAGAUCAAGGUGAAGACGCUCCACAAAUAGCUGGUAUAAUUGAUGAACGACCCGAGGAAGUAAAGAAAGCUGAACUGUUUCAAAGUAGUUCUAAGUGGAGGGUUGUAACUCAGGACGAUGGCUUCAACACAAAAUUGCAAGUUGAAGAAAUUAAAAAAGAUAUUAAAGAGGUUGAAAAAGAAAAUGAAAUAAUUUUUGGGAAAAUGUACAGUGACUCUGAAGAGGAAAAAAAAAGUGACUCUGAUGUAUCCCCUCCUAGAAAAAAUAACAAAAGAGGUAUAACAACCAAAAAACAGAGUGCCAGUGAUAGUGAUUUUAGUCCACCCAGAAGAAAAGAAACUAGUGGAAAUACACAAUUAAAAAAUAAUGAUUAUACUUCUAUGAAGGACAGUAAUAGUAAUAAGACAAAAAACAAAAGAAAUGAUUAUGGUACAGUUUUGUCACCACCAAGGAAACAAUCAAAGAAAUAUCAAAAUAGUGAUAGUGAUGUGAGUCCUCCACGUAAACAUAACUUAGAGGCACAAAAUGUUUCAAGAAAAAGACACAAAGAGAGGAAAAGUAGGUGGGACAGUCCCGAUGAACUAGAUAGAAUUCAAUCUAAACCACAUUAUUCCAAAACCCGCCAGAAUUGUUCCGACUCUGACAUUUCACCUCCUAGACAAUCACAAAAACCCAACCCAAGAAAAAAAUCAAACUCUAGCUCAGAUUCAUCCCCUCCAAGGCAGCGUAAGAAAGAUAAUAUGAGUAAAGAAAGAGGACUGAGCACUAAAGAUUCCAAUUUAAAAAACCGGUCUGAUUGUUCAGAUUCAGAUAGACAAAACCGUAAUAGCAAUAGCAGUAAAAGAAAACCAGAAAGGAAUCAUAGAACUAACAAGCAUAGUGCUUCUGAUUCAGACUUAUCUCCACCACGCCAAAGAGAUGUUAAAAGACGAAAAGAUCUAAAUGUUGAUUCAGAUCAGUCACCACCAAGGCGAAAAGAUCAACGUAAUAAAGACAGCCCUCCACCAUCUAAUAAAAAGAUGGCUAAGACUUUAGAAGGCAAGAUGGCAGGGUUACAAGAUGCUAAGCAGUUAAAGCAGGAAAAUGAAGCAUUUAGAAGACGAGAAGAUGAGGCAUACAGUAGAUUAACAGAUGAUGUAUCUGGAAGGAAUGCAAAGGCCGUGUCUAGAAAAGCCAAGCGAGAAACAUCAGAGGAGAGACAAAAAUUGAAAGAAAAAGCAGAAAGACAGAAGGAAUUAGAUGAAAAAUACAAGAAAUGGAGCAGAGGGUUAAAACAAAUUGAAGCUCAAGAGGAACGAGUACAGGAAUAUAUACAUGAAGCUUCAAAACCCUUAGCAAGAUACAAAAGUGAUCAUGAUCUAGAAAGUAACUUGAGGGGUGUUGAAAGGGAUGGAGACCCAAUGUUAAAUUACAUAAGAGAAAGAAAAAGGGAACGAGGAGAGCUUGCUCCAGCAAAACCCACAUAUAAGGGUAACUUUCCCCCAAACCGUUUUAACAUCCGCCCGGGAUAUCGAUGGGACGGUGUCGACCGAUCCAAUGGAUAUGAGAAGAAGUUCUUUGAACAACAGAGUAAGAGAAAGGCAUUGGAAGAAGAUGCCUAUAAAUGGAGUACAGAGGAUCUGUAA
Molecule: messenger RNA, 1794 nt
Organism: Leptosia nina
Lineage: Eukaryota; Metazoa; Arthropoda; Insecta; Lepidoptera; Pieridae
Source: the annotation of a GenBank genome assembly